Messenger RNA from Toxotes jaculatrix (banded archerfish), 1966 nucleotides. RefSeq names its product mitochondrial ribosomal protein S31 (gene mrps31). NCBI's taxonomy places the organism in Eukaryota, Metazoa, Chordata, Actinopteri, Toxotidae. Gene Ontology annotation, molecular function: structural constituent of ribosome. The record is from RefSeq and is a predicted model, not a curated record. Gene Ontology annotation, cellular component: mitochondrial small ribosomal subunit. Bases 66 to 1394 code for a protein of 442 amino acids. The transcript has 7 exons.
UUACUUUAUCUUGCAGCAACGGAGACAAAUGUCAGGAACGUGGAAGGACAUUGCAAGAAGCAACCAUGUAUAGAUUUUUAUUCCGGACUGUUUACACGGCUCGAAGUUCUUCAUUCAGUGUCUAUGAGUUGAGUGUGUUGCCAGCUAAAUGCGACAAGGCUGCAGUUUUCAGGGUUGCAAAUGGAAGUGGAGUCAAAGCCAUCAGCACAAGUGCAGUCAGGCUCUGUGAAAAGAAAGACGAUGUUGGCCUCCAGAAUCAUGAUGAAAAAGCAAAUGAGGAUAAACAGGUUGACCCAACAGAAAGUCCAACUUUGGCUAUGCAGGAAGCUGAAGAUGACAUCAAAGUCAUCAAGAUGGCUGAACAAAGCAAGGAGCCAGUGGUGUUAAAGACAGAAAGCACUUCACAGCAGAUGGACAUUAAAAAUGAAGACAGGGUGUCAGUAAAGACAGAUGCAGCUAAGAGCGGGAAGGAGGGUCUCCUUGACCUUCUUGGGGCGAUGAAGGUGGAAGUUACCAGUAAAAAGAAGCUCAAAGUCUUGAAAACAAAGCAUGAUCAUCAGUCUAGCAGAACAAAUCCAGCUGCUAUGGAGAGUACCAUCAGUAUGUUUCAGAAGGCUACAGAGGAGGCUUCAUCACAGAGCAAGACUUUGGAUCCUGAACUUGUUGCAGCUGCAUCGGCUGCUGCCUCCACUCUGCCUAACAGCAGCCAGGCUGAGUCUGAGCUGCUGAGGCAGCUGAGGCAGCACGAGGCCAUCACUGAGGCUCAGAGGAAAGGAGACGUGAGCAACCUCGGAGUAAUUAUCGCUGACAUGAAAGUAGGAAAGAAACCCAACCGAAACAGCGCUUGGUCGGCCAAUCAGAUCCGGUUUGAUGAAGAUGGGCGAGGAUAUAAAGAGGACAGAGGAAUCACUGCUGAGCUGGAUGGUGUUAAGAGAAGGAACUUGUUCACAGGGAAAAGACUUAACAUCUUCUCCCCAGUUACUGAUGAAGAUGGAGUUGAAUCAGCAGUUGCACGGCCAACUUUAUGGGACAUGGACUUUGCUAAUCGGUUGUCUCGGUCAAUCGACCAAAUGCCCCGCAACGGGCUUGAGGAAAUGAUCCAGUGGACCAAAGAGGGGAAAAUGUGGCAGUACCCAAUCAACAACGAAGCUGGCAUGGAAGAGGAAGCCAGUGUCCCAUUCCAUGAGCACAUCUUCUUAGAGAAACACUUGAAGGAGAGCUUCCCCCUUCGGGGACCAGUGCGUCACUUCAUGGAGCUCGUGGUGGCCGGACUGUCCAGAAACCCCUACUUAACUGUCCAACAGAAGGAGGAACACAUUUCGUGGUUCAGAGACUACUUCCAUCAAAAAGAAGGCAUCCUCAAGGAGGCUAAUGUUUAUCUCAACCAAACUUAGGACAAUUAUUUAUUUUAUUUUUUUUUAACAUUAGUUCAAUGUGAACACAGAAAGGCAUAGCUCAUUUUCUCAGCAGGGCUUUGCUGCUAUGAUUAUCUUUACCCAAACAGUUACACAGUCUAGCAGAAACCUGGUUUAGAUUUCUUGACUUUUCCAUGAGGCCUGUUAGAGUGGACUGGCAUAAAGUCUGUGCCACCGUGUCAACCAUUGUACAAUAAAUGCUGUUUCUAAAAUGUUCAUCAGACCAUAAAACCACUGUUUAAUCACUUCAGCCAUUGAUGAUGGAGGAAAACUGUGCGGGAAGAAAGUCUGAUACAAGUGAUUGUACAAAGUAUACAAACAAUAUAAAGCUGCAAAGACACAAUCCUGGCUCUUUGCUUAUUUAAGUUGCCCACAUCUACCACUUGUCUUUUCUUUACACUAUAUUUGCAUUGUCCAAUGCUAAUGCAGACGUUUAACCAACUAUAAUGUGUCUCUAGUGUGGUCGAUUUUCAGUGUCUGGGAUAUGGCAAAUGUGUUCACAGAAGUUUUGGUGGUAUAUUAAGUGAUAUACAAAAUAUAAUUAUACUGGU